GUUCUCCUGAAGUGAAAGUGUUUCUCUUUCAGCUGAGACGCCGUUAUGUUGCUGUUGGGAGAAAAUAAUAAUAAAACCUCCAACUCCAGGCGGAAGCGGUGAGAUUAAUGAAGCCCAGCAUGGAGUGCUGAGUAAAAGAGUGUAAUUCAUUCAGUCCAAGAGCUCAGCGUCUUCAGGAAUCAGCAGUGAGUCCAUGAGCUGUGUGUCCAUACACUAAUAUUCAAAAAUGGAGAGCCGUGAUCUGGACACAGAUAAUGUGACCCCACCCUCAGAAAAGCGUAAACUCCAGAUGAAGAGAUCAGACUCACCAGAACCCAGCUGUGUCUCCAUGAAGAGUGAUCGGUCUAUGGAUAUUCCUUGGCAUUUUAAACAUGGAAACCCCUCAUCUGUCCACAGUAAACUCCAGCUGAAGAGAUCAGACUCACCAGAACCCAGCUGUGUCUCCAUGAAGAGUGAUCGGUCUAUGGAUAUUCCUUGGCAUUUUAAACAUGGAAACCCUUCAUCUGUCCACAGUGAACUCCAGAUGAAGAGAUCAGACUCACCAGAACCCAGCUGUGUCUCCAUGAAGAGUGAUGCAUCUAUGGAUCCUCCAUUGCACUUUAACAGUGGAAACCCCUCAUCUGUCCACAGUGAUUUACAGAAGGCAGGAGACAGAAGAGAAAAGAUCUUCAUCACAGAUACAGGACACGCCCCAGAAUCUGCUGCUGGAAAUGAAGUCCAGAAGAAGUUCAAAUUAAAUCUGAUGAAGAAGUUUCAGUGUUUAAAUGAAGUGAUGAUAAAGCAGGAAAACCGAGUGCUCCUGAAUGAGAUCUACACAGAGCUCUACAUCACAGAGGGAGACAGUGGAGACGUCAAUAAAGAACAUGAGGUGAGACAGAUCGAGGCAGCGUCCAGGAGAAAAACAACAGAGGAAACACCAAUCAAAUGCAACGACAUCUUUAAGCCCUUAUCUGAAGAAGACAAACUCAUCAGAACUGUAGUGACAAAGGGAGUGGCUGGUAUCGGAAAAACAGUCUCUGUGCAGAAGUUUAUUGUGGACUGGGCUGAAGGGAAAGCAAAUCAGGACGUCCCCCUCAUAUUUCCACUUCCUUUCAGAGAGCUGAAUCUGAUGAAGGACCAAAAACUGAGUCUGAUGGAGCUCCUUCAUGCCUGUUUUAAGGAAACCAAAGAAACAGAAAUGUUCAGGUUGGAAAGGGUUCUGUUCAUUUUUGAUGGAUUGGACGAGUGUCGUUUCCCUCUGGAUUUCCAGAACACAGUGAGAGUGUGUGAUGUAACUGAAUCAGCAUCAGUGCGUGUGCUGCUGAUAAACCUGAUCAAAGGGAAUCUGCUUCCCUCUGCUUUCAUCUGGGUCACCUCCCGACCAGCAGCAGCUGAUCAAAUCCCCUCUGAGUAUGUCCACCGAGUCACAGAGGUACGAGGGUUCAAUGACCCACAGAAGGAGGAGUACUUCAGGAAGAGGGUCAGUGAUCAGAGCCUGGCCGAGAACAUCAUCACACACCUGAAGUCAUUAAGAAGUCUCUACAUCAUGUGUCACAUCCCAGUCUUCUGCUGGAUUUCAGCCACUGUUCUCGAGAGAAUGUUGGGUGAAGCAGAGAGUGGAGAGAUCCCCACGACUCUGACUCAAAUGUACACACACUUCCUCAUCAUUCAGACAAACAUCAUCAGAGGAAAGUACUCAAAGAAGCAGGGGAGUGAUGGAGAAAUGCUUCUCAAACUGGGAAAACUGGCUUUUGAGCAGCUGGAGAAAGGCAACCUGAUCUUCUAUGAGGAAGACCUGAGAGAGUGUGGCAUUGAUGUGACAGAAGCAGCAGUGUACUCAGGUGUGUGUACGCAGAUCUUCAGAGAGGAGGUUGGGCUUCACCAGAGUAAAGUGUACUGCUUUGUUCAUCUGAGUGUUCAGGAGCAUCUCGCAGCUCUGUAUGUUCAUCUGACCUUCAUGAAGGAAAAGAGAAAUGUUCUUGUUCCUAGUUGGUCCAGUUUUUUGCAUUUUCUGUCCUUUAAGACAAUUUCAGAUGUACACAGGAGUGCUGUAGAUCAGACCUUAAACAGUCAGACUGGGCAUCUGGAUCUGUUCCUCCGCUUUCUUCUGGGUCUCUCACUGAAGUCCAAUCAGAAACUCUUACAUACCUUGGUAACACAGACAGGAAGUAGCUCCCAGACAGGAAAGAGGAAAACAGUUCAGUACAUUAAGAAGAUGAUCAGUGAAAAUGUUCCUGCAGAAAAAUCCAUCAAUCUGUUCCACUGUCUGAAUGAACUGGGUGACGAUUCUCUAGUGGAGGAAAUCCAACGCUACCUGAAAUCUGGAAAACAAAGUGAACUCUCUGCUUCACAGUGGUCUGCUCUGGCGUUUGUGUUACUGACUUCAGCACAGGAGCUGGAGGAGUUUGACCUGAGUAAAUAUACCAGUACAGGGAAGAUACCAGAUGAGUUUCUUGUGAAGGUGAUGCCUGUGAUUGCAGCAUCCAGAAAAGCAAUGAUCAGUUGUGAUACGAUUAAAGGGAGAAGCGCUGAAGCUCUGGUCUCAGUGCUCAACUCAGAAACCUCCAGUCUGAGAGAACUGCAUCUGACUGUGAAGACACUGGAUCUGUCUCGGAAUAAACUAGAAGACACAGGAGUGACGCGUCUCUGUGCUCUACUGGAGAAUCCUCACUGUAAAGUGGAGACACUGAGGAUCAGUUGUGAUACAAUUAAAGGGGGAAGCGCUGAAGCUCUGGUCUCAGUGCUCAACUCAGAAACCUCCAGUCUGAGAGAACUGCAUCUGACUGUGAAGACACUGGAUCUGACUGGGAAUAAACUAGAAGACUCAGGAGUGAAGCGUCUCUGUGCUCUACUGGAGAAUCCUCACUGUAAAGUGGAGACACUGAGGUUGUGUGGUUGUGGUGUCUCAGAUGAAGGCUGUGCUGCUCUGAGUUCAGCUCUGAGAUCAAACCCCUCACACCUGAGACAACUGAAUCUGUCCUUUAAUAAUCUGGGAGACUCAGGAGUGAAGCGUCUCUGUGCUGUACUGGAGAAUCCUCACUGUAAACUGGAGAUACUGAGGUUGUGUGGUUGUGGUGUCUCAGAUGAAGGCUGUGCUGCUCUGAGUUCAGCUCUGAGAUCAAACCCCUCACACCUGAGAGUACUGAAUCUGUCUAAUAAUAAUCUGGGAGACUCAGGAGUGAAGCGUCUCUGUGCUGGACUGGAGAAUCCUCACUGUAAACUGGAGAAACUGGGGUUGCGGGGUUGUGGUGUCUCUGAUGAAGGCUGUGCUGCUCUGAGUUCAGCUCUGAGAUCAAACCCCUCACACCUGAGACAACUGGAUCUGAAUGAUAAUAAUCUGGGAGACUCAGGAGUGAAGUGUCUCUGUGCUGUACUGGAGAAUCCUCACUGUAAACUGGAGACACUGUGGUUGUGGGGUUGUGGUGUCUCAGAUGAAGGCUGUGCUGCUCUGAGUUCAGCUCUGAGAUCAAAUCCCUCACACCUGAGAUACCUGAAUCUGACUAAUAAUAAUCUGGGAGACUCAGGAGUGAAGUGUCUCUGUGCUGUACUGGAGAAUCCUCACUGUGAACUGGAGACACUGAGGUUGCGGGGUUGUGGUGUCUCAGAUGAAGGCUGUGCUGCUCUGAGUUCAGCUCUGAGAUCAAACCCCUCACACCUGAGAGACCUGCAUUUGAAUAAUAAUAAUCUGGGAGACUCAGGAGUGAAGCGUCUCUGUGCUGUACUGGAGAAUCCUCACUGUAAACUGGAGACACUGUGGUUGUGGGGUUGUGGUGUCUCAGAUGAAGGCUGUGCUGCUCUGAGUUCAGCUCUGAGAUCAAACCUCUCACACCUGAGACAACUGGAUCUGUCUGGGAAUAAAAUAGGAGACUCAGGAGAGAAGCUGCUCUCUGCUCUUAAGGAUGAUGAACAUUACAAACUACAGACACUCACUUUCAGGGUGUGAUGAACAUCUGUGUGUGAGAUGAAGACUCUGGUGUUCCUGCAUUUCCAUGUUGGGGAACAGACAGCACAUUCAUAAACACGUCAGUCAUUUAGUUCUAACAAAUGAAAGAGACUCGGAGACGUGGUCAGUGUGUGUUCAUGGUGCACAGUGAAUCAGACUGCACACAAUUCUACACUGAAUGUGGAACAACUUGGGAUCUGCAUGAAACUGCCUGGACCUCAGUCCCUUAAAAACCCUGAAAGAGCAGGUGAAAAAGCACAGGGACUCGAGCUGAACCCAGUCAGUGGAAGAGGGAGCUGAAAUGGACAGGAACAGUUUCAGGACAUUGGUGGGAUUCUCACCUGACAGGAUCGGCAUUUGGGGAGUUAAUCUGAGGAAGCCCCGAGGAGACUCACUACAAGGCACAUUUAUCACUUUGUCCUUUGGUUGGUAUUUAAUAUACACUCACUGAACACUUUAUUAGGAACACCUGGACAGCCCCACCUUGUUGAUGAGAGGGUUCACCGGAGAACGGCCAGACUGGUUUGAGCUGACAGAAAGGCUACAGUAACUCAGAUAACCACUCUGUACAAUUGUGGUGAGCAGAAAAGCAUCUCAAAAUGCACAACACACUGAACACUGAGGUGGAUGACCACGUCGGGUUCCACUUCUGUCAGCCAAGAACAGAAAGCUGAGGCUGCAGUGGGCACAGGAUCACCACAACUGGACAGGUGAAGAGUGAAAAAACGUAGCCUGGUCUGAUGAACCUCGAUUUCUGCUGAGGCUCACAGGUGGUGGCGUCAGAAUUUGGCACCAACAGCAUGAAUUAGUGUUCCUAAUAAUGUGCUCUGUGACUGUAGAUUAGAUCUUUUUGUUACAGGAUCAGACCAAAGCUGUUCUUUAUUUUCUUUGAUAUAUUUGAUCCUGAUUUUUUUUUCUGGUAUCAGCUGAUCAAACCCGAUAUGGGAUCAGUGCCAUCACUUUUACUUAAAUCUAAACUAAUUACAGUAUGUUACGUAAUUGUAUCAAAUACAUUUUGAAGAACUAGUGUAAUUAUUUUGUCAUUUAAAAAUUGUUUAUGCAUGUAAAAUUAUUUUUAUUGAAUUUUCAACUCAGUUGUUUAAUAAAUUCAUGUUUAAAAAUAAAAUAUAUAAGAGCU
Molecule: messenger RNA, 5060 nt
Organism: Neoarius graeffei (lesser salmon catfish)
Lineage: Eukaryota; Metazoa; Chordata; Actinopteri; Siluriformes; Ariidae
Product: NACHT, LRR and PYD domains-containing protein 12-like
Exons: 16
Coding region: 227-3922 (1231 amino acids)
Molecular function (GO): protein binding
Source: RefSeq, a predicted model, not a curated record